CCGUGUAUCGAGCAGUUAGUGCACUGGACACUGUGUCACCAUCAUCCAUUAAGGAAGUUGUUAGCUUCACUGACGAAAUGUUGUGCGAGGGUAAAGUAGUUCUAAUAACAGGUGCAGCUCAAGGACUUGGGAAAUCUAUCGCCGAGUCCCUUCUAACACAAGGUGCAAAGGUGUGUGUGUGCGACAUCAACGUGGACGUGGGGGGAGCGACUGCAGCCAGAUUGCAGGAACAACAUGGCCAAGACAGAGUGUUCUUCAUGAAGUGUGACGUACUGGUAGAAGCUGAUUUGGAAGGCGUGUUCGACGCAGUGAGAGAGAAAUAUGGCGGCUUGGACAUCGUCGUGAAUAAUGCUGGGAUAGCUGACGAGAAGAACUGGACAAAGAUGAUCGACAUCAACCUGAAGUCAGUGGUCCGUGGUACUCUUCUGGCUGUCGACGCCAUGAGUGCCGGAGGGAGAGGUGGACUCGUGGUCAACAUGGCGUCUAUGUCAGGGCUGAUGGCCACGUACCAUCUGCCGGUAUACGGGGCUUCUAAGCAGGCUGUCAUUUCAUUCACCCAGAGUUGUGCUGACAACCCGCACUAUAAACGAGCUAACCUAAGUUUUGCUUGUGUGUGUCCCGCCUUCUCAGAUACCGCCAUCUUGCCUCAAAGUGACCUUGACCCACGCUUCCCCUAUCCAAAAAAGGAAGCGCAGGCCCAAUUUGACAUGUUUGGGAUCAUGAACCCGAGUAAAGUGGGAGAAGCGUUCUUGGAGCUGCUGCGAGAGGAAUCUCCAAAUGGCGCUAUCGUCACCGUCAGCGAGAAGUUCGGCACCAAAGUAAAGAAAUGGAGACGUUAAAUAAGAGCGUUAGCUCUGCAUCUGUUCGAGCUGGUUGCCAGAUCAUGCGAAGAUAUAACACUUCAUACCCCAAGACGAAAAACGUGGAUAAAAUAUCGGUUCAUAUGUUGUUUCUCUGAUUAUAUUCAAUGUUUUGUUUGUUGUUUAACGCCACACUUAACAAUAUUUCGACUGACGGCGGCCUGUAAAUAACUAGUAAUUGAAUCUGGACCAGAAAAAUCAAACCAUUGAUUGAUAUCACGAGCAACAAUCCACGCCUUCGGGGGUACGUUCACAAACUGCCAACCAAGUUACAGAGCCUGACCAUCUGAUCCAGUAAGUCGAUUUGUUCGAGCAGCAUAGAUUGUCGGGUGAACAAGGCUAACACGGCAUAACCCGAAACAGUUCAUGUAACUCACUUUCUUUCUUUGUUGUUUAACGCCGCACUCAAAA
This is a messenger RNA of Haliotis rufescens (red abalone), 1271 nucleotides long. RefSeq names its product 15-hydroxyprostaglandin dehydrogenase [NAD(+)]-like. NCBI's taxonomy places the organism in Eukaryota, Metazoa, Mollusca, Gastropoda, Lepetellida, Haliotidae. The transcript has 7 exons. The record is from RefSeq and is a predicted model, not a curated record. Gene Ontology annotation, cellular component: cytoplasm. Bases 78 to 839 code for a protein of 253 amino acids. Gene Ontology annotation, molecular function: oxidoreductase activity, acting on the CH-OH group of donors, NAD or NADP as acceptor.